GACAGCAUAAACCAAUUUUUUUUAAAUAUUUAUUCAAGUACUGGUACCUGUAGUCUAAGUUUAGAUUGUACUCUAGUAUCUAAUCUUGAGACAAGAUAAUUUAGACGCUAAUCUGAAGUUCCUUCAAGGGCAAUAUAUUGUGAUAAUUCUUUUAACAAGAAAAGUUACUACUGUAUGUGAGCAUAAAUUUGGACAGACUUAAAGAAAACCAAUUAUCUGGAAAUAUAAAUGUUCAGAAAUUGGGGGUGCUGGAAAGUGAUGGUCUAUGAUGGGUCGAGAGAGGCGUCUGGCCCUUGGCAUCUUUGUCCUGCUGGUGGUCGACGUCAUUUGGGUGGCUUCAUCAGAAUUGUCGGAGUAUAUCUUCAAUGAUACCGGCUUCAAUAAACCUUUUUUCAGUACAUACUUAAAGACCAGUAUGUUUUCACUAUAUUUGCUGGGAUUUAUAUUUUGGAGCCCCUGGAGACACCAAUGUGCCCAAAGAAACCACGAUGAGAGUAUUUACCAGGAAGUGGAUUCAAUGGAGGAUGAAGAUUUACCGCUGUCAGACGUUUGAGUGAACCAAAGUAUGUUCCUCUGAAACUACAAGAAUUGCAAGAAAAAAGCUCUGAUGGAGAAUCUGAUGACUCUUCAGUAAAGUCCGUCCGCUUCAGCAAAUUGACAGAGGUAUGUAGUGAUGCUUCUUUUAAGAGAAUACCAGUAACUAUUUAAAUUUAAAGGUAAGUCUAGAUUGUUGGGAAUGUAAUUACUGAAAGUGAAGAUCUUCAACAAAUUCUUUAUGUCCAGGGCUUAGUUUUGGAAUUUCUGUAGUUCAAGACAGAGUUAAUAUGAUUUAAAUCAGAGUGAAAAAAUCAUGAUUAGAUUUUAUUUUACUUAUUUUUUUAUACUAAUAAUAGAAACUAUAUUUUCCCUUGAGAUUCUUUGUGGUAGUAUAGCUACAGUUGAUAUAAUUCAGCUCCCCACUAACUUGAAUAAUUGAUGCAGAGCUCUUCCGGGAAUGAGAGAUUUCCCGGUAAUGAUACAAAUUUCUCAAACCCGGAAAAUUCAACAUUCCUGGAAUUUUUUAUUGGUAAAAGAAUACUACUUCGCUAUUCGCAACCCCAUUCUCAUGGUGGGAGGCUACUGUCUUGCCUUUCAAGAAGACUUGAAAAGAGGCUUUUUGCCCUCGAGAAUAUUGCCCCAUAGUUCUUAUCUCCUGUAUCUGCAAGCUGUUUGAAAAGAUGGUCAAGUCUCGAUUAGUAUACUACCUGGGGAAGAAUGCCCUUCUUUCACCAUAUUAAUCUGGCUUCCGGAUGAUGCUGCAACAACAGAUGCUCUUGUUUGUAUUGAGUCCUCGGUCUGUGAGUCCUUUGCUCAUUGCCAACAUCUCAUCUGUAUUUUAUUCGACCUAGAGAAAGCA
This is a messenger RNA of Homarus americanus (American lobster), 1396 nucleotides long. Its product is annotated as solute carrier family 35 member F5-like. Lineage: Eukaryota; Metazoa; Arthropoda; Malacostraca; Decapoda; Nephropidae. Bases 266 to 553 code for a protein of 95 amino acids. The record is from RefSeq and is a predicted model, not a curated record. The transcript has 5 exons. Gene Ontology annotation, biological process: regulation of peptide transport.